AUGCAUCAAGCACUGACCACUGUGAAUAGAAAGUUGAGGUCUCUGUCGUCAGUCUCUUCACAAUCAAUCUUGACGGGUAAGACGACAUCAACAUCAACAUCAUCAUCAACAUCAACAUCGACGUCAGCUGCAGCUGCAGCACGUAUGCAUCAUUCACAACCAACAUCGUUCCAUCAUCACUAUCAUGUAAAUGGCAGCAACAGCCACAGCAGUACCCAAGCUGAAUCUGUUGGUGACAAAAAAGGUGGAGCAGUUAAUAACGUGUCAUUGGAACCCACUGUUGAACACCAUCAUCACUAUCAUCACCACCACCAUCACCCACCAUUGUCCGUUUUUCCCAACUCAUCCAGCUUGCGGGAUAUACUAUCGCUUGUUUUUGUUACAUUGUCAUUGCCUCAAUCUAUUUCUUUACUCAUCUGCAUUUUGUAUUUAGUUUUGGGUUCCAAUUUCAUGGGUGGCAAGUUUUUAAUCAAUUUUAUGCUCCCCGACUCUCGAAAGAGAGUGUUCAGAGGUGUGACAUUUUCGGCAUUGAGGGUGGUUUUAAUUGAUGUUGUUGUAUAUUUGACUUUGGUGAAAUUUAUGAAAAAGAGCUAUUUCAAUUAUUUAAUCAUGUUGUCAAAGUCAAUAGUUUCAAGCGAAUUGAUAGGCGCUUCUUCGAUAUACUACAUCAACUCCAUAUCAAACAAGAAAAUCACCAGCAAGAUUCAAUACGACGAUAGAAGACGAACUUUUUUCAACAAUAGUUUGAUGAAUGCAGUAUUGUGCUUCAUUAUCAUCAACUAUAUCAAUUACUUGCUAAACUGGUUUCAUUUUGCAUCGUUGUCAAUCAACCCCACAACAACAACAACAAACGCCACCAUGACCGCAACUACGACGGCAGUGGCAUCACUAAAAUUUAACAAUAUCGCAUCCAAGAUCAUCCCGAUUAACAUAUCAUAUAUAAACAAUUUGAAUUUCACUCAGUACAAAAUUCAACUAUAUCUAUUCCUAUCGAUUCAUAUCAUCAUCCGUGCAUUGCUUGUUAAAAAGUCAACCAUUGUGCAAAACUCAAUACCCGAAGAGAUAUCAGUAAAUGUCGAUGAAAAUAAGUUGAUGAGUAUCGAUGUUGAUUUGAGUCAGACUGCAAAGAACACCUGGAGCACCAUUGCUUAUAAAAAUUUUGAAAAUUUUGUUGUCUCCCCAUUCAAUAGCAAGUUGACGACUUUAAAGACGAGAAUGCGUGCUGCAUCCAUAUCAAAAUCAAAAUUGGGAUCGUUAGGAGUCGCAACUCCACCAACAGCACCAGUGACAGCGUCAACCCCACCAACAUCAAUAACGACGUCUUCCAAAUCAACACCAGUUUCCAAGUCCUUAACUACAACCACAAUCUCACCAAGUGUUACAGUCAUUGAAAACACAAUCAUUAUACAACCAUUUUGGUCAAUAGUUGCUGCAUGUAAGGCAAUUUUGAAAAACCCAAACUUGUUCAAUGGGGAACCAACAGGGAAGAAUGGUGAGGCUACUGCGAGCAAGGAUAUGCCGAUUGCUGUUAUUGCCAUUGAUUCAAGUAAAGUGGUUUUGAAGUUGCUCUUUGAGCAACAACGACUUGAUCUAAAGAUUAGAUUGAACGAUGUCAACUGGUCGUAUUUCAAAGAGGAAUCAAGCUAUAUCACCAUUUAUGGGUUGACCCCGUUGUUCCAAUACAAGGUGGAGAUUUUGGAUGGCGAUGUCUUGCUCAACCAUUUCUUGAUCAACACCACGAACGAAAAUGAUCAAAUUAUCAAUAAAUCAAGUGGAGAAACUUCGUCCUUGGUAACUUUGCAAACUUCACUCACUUCAACAAUGACAAAUUUGAACAAUCUCAAACUCAAGUUGAAGAAGUUGAAAAGGGAUGAAAAUAAGAAAAUCUCCGACUUGAAAAAUUCAAUCGACGUAGUCAAGAAUAAGAUUUCGAAAUACAAUAGUGCCAAACCAGUGAAUGAGAAUCGCGUGUAUGGAAAAAUUCAAGGGUUGAAACAUCUGGUGCUGCAAUUGGAGAGUGAAAUUGAUUCUAUCCAAGCUGAGAUUGACACAUUAACUACAGAGGAAGAGUCUUUGCAGAAACAAUCAAAAGCAAAAGAACACGAUCAGCAAGAAGAGAUUAAUCGAUUAGAAGAGGAGUACACGCAGCAUGAGUCUCGUCUCAAGGAGUACAAGUCAAGUUUGGUCAAGUUGCAACAAGAGCAAAGCAAUUUGUCGACAAAGUAUCAAAAACUACUUGCUCGCCACGAGUCCAAACAAGAAGAAUUGAAGUCUAUCCAUUGGGAAUUGAAGAAUUUGAAAAAGGGUGAAAUUUUGAGCAAGUUUGCUAAACGAAUCAAAAAGACCAACGAAAAGUUUGAUACUAUUAUUCCUAGAAUUUUGCAUGAAACCGAAUUGUUGAGACAAGAGCUUGCAGAGUUGAUGGAGGAUACAGGUGAAAGGUUAUAG
This is a messenger RNA of Lodderomyces theae, 2448 nucleotides long. RefSeq names its product Emc9p (gene EMC9). NCBI's taxonomy places the organism in Eukaryota, Fungi, Ascomycota, Pichiomycetes, Serinales, Debaryomycetaceae. The transcript has a single exon. The coding region runs from base 1 to 2448 and encodes 815 amino acids. The record is from RefSeq and is a predicted model, not a curated record.